Molecule: messenger RNA, 3255 nt
Organism: Fusarium poae
Lineage: Eukaryota; Fungi; Ascomycota; Sordariomycetes; Hypocreales; Nectriaceae
Exons: 4
Coding region: 1-3255 (1084 amino acids)
Biological process (GO): ubiquitin-dependent protein catabolic process; protein deubiquitination
Cellular component (GO): cytoplasm
Molecular function (GO): cysteine-type deubiquitinase activity
Source: RefSeq, a predicted model, not a curated record
AUGGCUUCUAUGCCUUCUGCGACCCGUCCUGAAGACGAUAAAUCCACCACCACCACGCCUUCAGAAGUUGAUGGACAAACUGUAAACGUACAGGUCUUGUCACCGUCUGUUGGCGUGACCCGACCCCUGCUGUUUCCCAAUCUUGCUACCAGCACUACGGUCAAACAGCUCAAGGACAAGAUCCGACAGACCCUUCCAUUGCGCCCAGCCGAUGAGAACCAGCGCUUGAUUCAUCGCGGGCGCGCGAUCGUUCGCGAGUCCGACACCUUGCUUGAUAUAUUCGGCGCUGAUGUGGUUCGCAACCCCGAGCAACAGACUAUUCACCUUGUCAUUCGCGACGUGCAAGACAGUCAAUCCUCAGCCGCGCCCGCAUCUUCUGCGCCUCCUGCUCCCGUCUCAGCACCAGCGUCAGGUCCCAGCCCAACCGCUUCUGCCCCGCCAACGAAUCCUCCACGGCCACAACCUCCACAUAUCCAAGGCCAUGGCUUAGCAUACCAGAUGCCGUGGCGAAAUUCGAUGCCUCCGACUUCUAACCCGUUCCCUCAGCCACGCAUGCCGUCGCCCUCUCCAUCCCAUACCCCUGAGCAAGCUGCGGCCUUUCAACAUCACCACCAGAAUAUGACUCAGUGGCUGAAUAACAUUCAACGAGAGGCUAUGACAAGGGCUAUUAACCAGAAUCAGCGCACGAGAGCUCAGAUGGGAAUGCGCGGUGUUGGAGACAACAGCCUAGGGACUGUCCCAGUAGGCGACGGCAGCGGUCGAGCAAGCCCAGCCCCAGUCCCGGGCCAAACCAUAUAUCGCGAGCAUAUUGGACCUAACGGGCACACGUACCAAGUCGAGACGGUUGUACGAACUGGAGGAGGAGUGCAACAAGGGGGCGGUGGUACCGCGGCCUCUAUGUCACCAGCCGACGUACAUAACAUCAUCCGAAGUGCUGAUAUUAACCAAGCUACGUCAGCAGUGGCCAGUGCAAUGCAGCGGAGCGCUUCUAGCACUUCUUUACAUAACCGCCCCUUGACACAAUCCGGAGCGCCGGCACCUUUUCACCCACAUGGGUACUCUGUCAUGUCCAGCAGACGGGCGACCCCCGAGCCCGGUUCUGCUCGACUUGCUCCUACUGCGGCCUCUCGAAGUUCCCAACCCAGGCAAGGGCCUGAGGUAUAUAUUCUCUCAUCACCUGAAGGACCGAGAGCUUUGCUGUUUAAUAAUACCAGUUCUGAGGCGUACUACACUCCACGUCUUAGAACCCAAGCAAGUCUUCAACAACUCCAGCAACAGCGGCAAACCAUGCUUGGUACAUCGGCGGAGGCUACUACUGAGCAGAUGCAACAGAGACAGUAUCCCCACCACCACCACCAUCAUCACCAUCCUCGUCCCCAUGUGGUAGCGAAUUACUUGGGCCAGUUUCAGCCACAAGGACAGCCUCUUCGUGUUAAUCAACAACGCCUCCAGCCUUUACCUCAAGAACCUGUGCCUCAGCAGGAACAAGCACCCCAGGGCCAGGCUCAGGCUCAGGCUCAGGCUCAGGACCAGGGCCAAGGUCAAGUUCACAAUCAAGGUCAUGAACCAGAGCCCGGGGCGUUCAUGGGCCCCUUGAUGCAUCGAGGCAACCCACCAAUGGCAGCACUUCCGCCAUUACUUCUGCAGUUGUGGCCACAAAUUUGGCUUCUAUUCCGUUUGGCAUUAUUCAUCUGGUUCUUCACUUCUCCUGAUGCGAGCUGGUCUCGAUGGCUUAGUAUUAUUGUGAUCGCCGUAUUCAUCUUUGUGCUCAGUACCGGAGUUUUCAACGGAGUACCAGAUCACGUUUGGCGACCUCUUGGGCGACACCUAGAGAACUUGAUUCCCAUGGAGCCAAGGCCUCAUCAUGGUGCCGCCACACCAGAGCAGCGUAACCAGCAGAACCCGCAGCCUAGACCGAACCCUAAUCCUACCGAGAUGGCAAGGCGGCUUGUGGAGCAGCACCAAGGUCCAGAGAACUGGAUUCUUUCUCAAGUCAGACGUCUGGAAAGAGCUGGUCUCUUGUUCCUAGCAAGUAUUGCACCAGGUGUCGCAGAAAGGCACAUCGCCAAUCUGGAAGCAACAGCGCGAGCUGAAAGGGAGCGCGCAGAAGCUGAAGCAAGAGAAGCCGAGAUAGCAGCAGCGGCGGCGGCCCAAAAUGACGAAAACAACGAAAACCCGGCUGAGAACGAAGGCGAAGGAGCGACUACAGGUACUGAGACAGAUCAAGCGGAGAGGGCGCCAGAGGACUAUGAAAGACUACAAGGGGAGCAAGGUGUUCAGGAGGGUAAUCACCAUGUUGAGUCCGAUGCGGGUGUUUUUACCUCCCUCAUCGAGAAUCUUGGUGUCAAAGACGUCCAAUUCGAAGAACUCCUCACCCUCGACCCAUCCGAGCUUCUCACCCUGCAACCCAUCUACGGCGUGAUUUUCCUCUUCAAGUACCCGACCGAUCAACCAUAUGCGACACCCGAGGGACCCCGCGACGGCUCCUUCGACCACGAUGCCUCCGAGAACAUCUUCUUUGCCGCACAGACGAUCCAGAAUGCUUGUGCUACACAGGCCCUCCUUAGUGUCUUGUUGAACAAGACGCAGGAUGUCGAGAUAGGCGAGCAGCUGGGCGACUUCAGAGAAUUCACCAUGGUACUGCCACCCGAAUUCCGCGGUGAGGCGCUCAGCAACUCUGACCUUAUCCGGGAGGUGCACAACAGCUUUGCUCGCAGCAGCCCCUUUGCCGAUGAGACGGACAAGACUGGUGCAGAGGCGGAGGAUGCGUUCCAUUUCAUCGCUUACACGCCCAUCAAUGGCACCCUCUACGAGCUCGACGGCCUGCAACCCGCUCCCAUUUCCCACGGUGCUUGCACCUCUGACGAUUUUGCCACCAAGGUUGUCGAUGUUCUACAACGCCGAAUUGCCCGCUACGAUACUACUGAGAUCCGCUUCAACCUCCUCGCUAUGUGCCGGGACCUGCGACAGCGAGCGCGAGACUUUGGCGACGAAGAGUUAUUGGCACGAGAAGAACGCAAGCGCCGAGACUGGAUGUUUGAGAAUGCCCUGCGGAGACACAAUUUUGUUGGUUUCGCGGGUGAGGUGAUGAAGGGUGUUGUGCGUAGCAAGAUCGCUGAGGGUGGUGAUGUCGCGUGUGACAAGUGGGUAAAGGAGAGCUUGGAGAGGAGGAAGAAUGCAGAGCAAGCUUACAGAGGUCGAACAGGAGGUGGCGGCGGCGGCGAUGGAGAUGGAGAUGUUGAUAUGGGUGCUUGA